AUGAUCACGGGGAUGGACGACGACGGUAAUGUGAGUUGAACAAUUUUCUCGCGGCUUGGAGACUGGCUGACUCGCCCUCGGCGCCUUUUUUCUUCUUCUUACUGAUACAUAGAUUUACGUCACGUCUUUCGAAGAGGACGAGCAGGAGGAGACUCGACCUUCAUCGAGACAACCACUUCGUUGGACUCAAUCCCACCGACUCGAGGAUGCUCUUGACUUGCGAUUGUUCGGAUUUCGGAAGGGUAUUCUACAUGGGGGGGUAAGCAGAGGAGAGUAUGAGGAGUAUGGGGAGACGGGGGCGAGCAGGGGUUCUGAGGAUGGAUUUGUAAUGUAG
Microbotryum saponariae is the source of this 334-nucleotide messenger RNA. The record is from the annotation of a GenBank genome assembly. NCBI's taxonomy places the organism in Eukaryota, Fungi, Basidiomycota, Microbotryomycetes, Microbotryales, Microbotryaceae.